AUGACAACCCAGAAAAGUAAACGCUCUGCAACAGGAAAGCACUCACUGUUACCUGCUUCCCAACCUGGACAUACCCAUGAAGCCGUACCGCGCGUACCUGUAUAUUCUCUUAUAGCAUGGACAUUAGGGAGAGGAUCGGUGGUCUGGAGAAUCUGGCCAGCUGUACUCUUGCAUACAGCUUUUGCGGCAGUCAUUGUCACAUUGGAUAUGCGAAAAAUUAUUUGUCUCGAAGUUCCGAAUGUCAUGCUGACAGUUCUCGGUGUGGUCAUUGGUUUCGUCAUCUCAUACCGAGCCAGCAGUGGAUACGACAGAUAUUGGACAGGGAGGACCUGUUGGUCGGACGUCAUAAGGACUUCAAGAACUCUCGGUCGUCUCAUAUGGUUCCAUGUCCCUCUCCGACUCUCGCCUAAGACGCAGCAAGAAACUCAGUCAGGACAACUAGACCGCCCCCAGAAGGAGUUAAAUAAAGUCAUGGCGGAGAAAAGAAUGGCAUUAGAUCUUGUCGAAGGAUUCGCUGUGGCCCUGAAACACCAUAUACGAAGCGAGGUCGGAAUUUACUAUGAGGAUCUUUAUCACUUGGUCCGCCCAAUGCACAACCACCACCAUACUGCCGAUGAUGAUAAUAAUUACGGCGCCACCACUUCUGCCCUUCCGUCUCCGCGCAAGGCCCAACGGAUCACAUCCCAAAUCGUGAAUUUUGACACUCCCGUGACGCGUCCUGUCGUGUCGUCAACACCAUCGUCGUCUUCAUCAUCUCGGCAUGCAUACAUCGACAUCGACGCUGAUCCCAUUAUCCCGCCCAUCAACGCAUACGGUACAUUUGACCCCAAUAACCUUGGACCAGCAUCACGGCGCCGACAUGUUGAUCUCUCUGAAAGCUCGAGCAUCUCCGCUCAUAACGAGCACAGACUACUGAUGCCUUCUUCCCAGCCUCCGAAGAACGACAACGUCAUGGACAAAGUGCACAAGGAUCUCAUACCGAAGGAUCUUGCGGAGAGAACACGGCACGCUUUGGCCAAUGAUAACCAAUGUUUUCCCCCUGGCCGUAAUUGGCAAAGUCCUGUUCAUCCCAGAUUAUACACUAAAAGUCGCCCCAAAAUCGCCGGGGGCGGUGAGAACCUUCCUCUCGAAAUUCUGAGAUGUCUUAGCGAAUGGAUUAGUGUACUCGAUGAUAGAGGGGUUGUACAGGGGCCGACUUUGGGGCCUAUGCUAGGUGCCAUUGCUGCGUUUGAAGAUUCAUUAUCCGCUCUGGAGCGUAUCCUGACAACACCACUGCCAUUCGUUUACGCAGUACAUAUCAGUAAGGUUAUCUUACACCUUUCCGUCAGAUUGGUCGCUAUCUUCGGAUACUACGCUAUACCCGGCGUUGCGAUCGCUGCGUUUAUUUAUUUAGGAUUCCUCGCGGCUGGUGAAGAGAUCGAACAACCGUUUGGCUAUGACGACAAUGAUCUCGACCUUGAUCUCUUCUGUCAUUCGAUCAUCCAUGCAGAUAUUGCGCAGCUGAAAUCUUCGCCAUGCUUACACGCAUACUUUGGACCAGAAACUGAGCAACCGCAGCUUACUCGACAUCGCUCAUUGAACCUUUCAGAGAUUGCUGGCUUCGAUGAUCAAGAUCAAAUACCUGCUGAAAAUGUGGCUUCCAUUUGA
Psilocybe cubensis is the source of this 1647-nucleotide messenger RNA. RefSeq names its product UPF0187 protein. Gene Ontology annotation, molecular function: chloride channel activity. The record is from RefSeq and is a predicted model, not a curated record. NCBI's taxonomy places the organism in Eukaryota, Fungi, Basidiomycota, Agaricomycetes, Agaricales, Agrocybaceae. The transcript is spliced from 17 exons. Bases 1 to 1647 code for a protein of 548 amino acids.